Molecule: messenger RNA, 3312 nt
Organism: Rotaria sp. Silwood1
Lineage: Eukaryota; Metazoa; Rotifera; Eurotatoria; Philodinida; Philodinidae
Source: the annotation of a GenBank genome assembly
AUGUAUUCAACUGGAUCUUCUUUUUCGACUUCAUUGGCCAUAGGUGAUUUUAACAAUGACAAUCGCCUAGACAUUAGUGUAGCUAACGAUGAAACUAACAGCAUAAGUGUGUUAUUAGGUUAUGAUGAAGGCUUCGCUAAUCUAACAACGUAUUCAACUGGUUCUUCUCCACGUUCUGUAGCUAUUGGUGAUUUUAACCAUGACGAUCGCUUGGAUAUUGUCGUCACUAACCAGUAUGGGCAAACUCUAAGUGUACUUCUUGGAUAUGGUGAUGGUUCUUUUGCAAAUCAAAUGACAUACCCUACUGGUUCUUCGCCAUACUCUGUAGCUGUUGCUGAUUUAAAUAACGACACCCGAUUGGAUAUUGUGGUUGCCAAUAACGGUGACCAGGAAAUAGGUAUACUUCUCGGAUAUGGUAACGGCUCAUUUGCCAAUCAAAUAACGUAUUCAACUGUCUCUUCUACUAAUCAUAUGCCAUAUUAUAAUGGCUCGCAGCCCUACUUUGUAGCUAUUGCUGAUUUUAAUAAUGAUAACAGACUAGAUAUUGUCGUCGUCAAUAAGGGUGACGACAAUAUAGGCAUAUUUCUCGGAUAUGGUAAUGGUUAUUUUGCUAGUCAAACAACGUUUUCAACUGGCUCUGAUCCAUCUUCAGUAGCUGUUGGUGAUUUCAACAAUGACGCUCGAUUGGAUAUAGUCGUUGCUAAUUCUAAUGCCAACAAUAUUAGUGUACUUCUUGGAUAUGGUAAUGGGUCUUUUGCAAAUCAAAUGACGUAUUCAACUGGCUCUAAGCCAUGCUGUGUAGCUGUUGGUGAUUUCAAUAAUGAUACACGACUGGAUAUCGUUGUCGUUAAUCAAAUGUCUCGCGAUGUAGGAGUACUUCUCGGAUAUGGAAACGGUUCAUUUGCAAGACAAGCACUGUAUAAGACAGGUUUAUAUCUACAGUAUGUAGCUGUUGGUGAUUUCAACAAUGACUCUCGACUGGAUAUUGUCGUCGCUUAUAGCUAUGAUGACAAUAUAGGUAUAUUUCUUGGAUAUGGUAAUGGCUUUUUUUCUAGUCCAACAAGGCUUUCAACUGGCUCUGAACCGAACUCUAUCGCCGUUGGCGAUUUCAAUAAUGACACGCUACUGGAUAUUGUUGUCACUAAUGCUGGUAUUAAUAGUGUGGGUGUAUUGCUUCAUUAUAACAGAGGAACUCUUGCUAAGAAAAUAACAUUUGCAUCUAGUGGUGGUUCUCAUCUGCGUACUGUUGUUACUGGUGAUUUUAAUAACGAUAGCCUAGUAGAUCUUGUUGUUGCUAAUUACGCUACUAAUAACAUAGGUUUCCUUCCGGGACAUGGAAAUGGUACUUUUGGCACAGAAAUGAUGACUUUCAUAGGCUUGGAUUCUUAUCCGUAUGCAAUCGCUAUUGGUGAUUUUGAUAAAGACAAUGAGCUGGACAUUGCAGUGGCUAAUCAUGGUUCUAAUAAUGUCGAUAUCUUUCUUGGAAAUGGAACGGGAAGUUUUGUACGUCAAAUAAAUUAUGAGAACAGCUUUGAUCCUCUCCCAUCGGUUGUCGCCACUGGUGAUUUGAACAAUGACGGAGGAUCGGAAAUUAUUGUCGCAUAUAAUGACACUGACAAUGUACAUAUAUAUGUGCCAUAUGACACAAGCUCUUUUGCGAGUCAAAUGAUUUACUUAACUGGCUCUGAUCCAUACUCUGUAGCAGUUGGUGAUUUCAACAAUGACUCCCGACUAGACAUUGUUGUUGCUAAUAGGCAUGACAAUAAUCUUGGCGUUUUUCUCGGAUAUGGUAACGGCACUUUUGGUACUCAAAUAACGUAUUCAACUGGCGCUACACCAUAUUUUGUGGCUGUUGGUGAUUUCAACAAUGAUGCGCGACUGGAUAUUGUUGUUACUAAUAACAAUGACAAUAAUCUUGGCGUUUUUCUCGGAUAUGGAAACGGCACAUUUGCUACUCAGAUGACGUAUCCAACGAAUUCUUAUCCAGGAUUAACCAGUUGGCCGUGCUCUGUAGCUAUUGGUGAUUUCAACAAUGACGCACGACUGGAUAUUGUCGUCACUAAUAGCGCUGCCAAUCAAGUAGGUAUAUUGCUCGGAUAUGGUAAUGGGUCUUUUGCAAAUCAAAUAAGUUAUUCAUCUAGUUAUUCACCACAGUCUGUAGCUGCUGGUGAUUUCGACAACGACACCUGCAUGGAUAUUGUCGUUGCUAAUUACGACAGUGACAGUAUAGAUGUACGUCUCGGAUAUUGUAAUGGUACUUUUGGUGAUCCAAUAACAUAUUUUACCGAUCGUUUUUCUUUCCUCCGCUCUAUAGCUGUAGGUGAUUUUGAUAAUGACACACGAAUUGAUAUUGUCGUUGCUAAUUAUGGCUACGACAAUAUAGGUGUACUUCUUGGAUAUGGUAAUGGCUCUUUUACAAAGCAAAUCACGUAUUUAACUGGCUCUAGACCAGCAUCUGUAGCUGUUGGUGAUUUCAACAAAGACAACCGAUUGGAUAUCGUCGUUGCUAAUUCAAAUGACAUCAAUGUAAGUGUACUUCUAGGACAUGGUGAUGGCUCUUUUACAAGUCAAAUGACAUAUUCAACAAGAUUCUUGGCAAUGUCGGUAGCCAUUGGUGAUUUCAACGGUGACACUCGUUUAGAUAUUGUGGUGACUAGUUCAGAUGGUAACCGUGUAGGCGUACUUCUUGGAGAUAUCAACUUAGUUUUUGUCAAAAAAAUGACGCUCAACACUGGUCUUGGCUCUCGACCGCGAUCAUUCGCCAUUGGACAUUUUAAUAAUGAUGAUCGUUUAGAUAUUGCUAUUGCUAAUUCAGGCACUAAUAAUGUAGGCAUCUUUCUUGGAAAUAAAAACUUUUAUUUUACAAAUCAAACGAUAUAUGAAACUGGUUCUGCUUCCCGUCCAUAUUCUUUAGCUGCUGGUGAUUUCAACAACGAUACUCAACUGGAUAUAGCCGUCGCUAAUUAUGACAGUAAUACGAUUGGUGUAUUUCUUGGAUAUAGCAAUGGAUCUUUUUCAAAUCAAAAUACGUUUUCAACUGGAGAUUCUUCCGGUCCAUGUUCGGUAGUGGUCACUGAUUUCAACAACGAUACUUUAUUAGACAUUGCUGUAGUCAACUAUGUCACUAGCACUAUAGGCGUACUACUCGGAAUUGGUGAUGGUACUUUUGCAGAUGUAAUUGAGAUCGGAAUAGAAUAUCAAUCUUUGCCUUUCUCUAUAGAUGUGAAUGAUUUCAACAAUGAUGGAAAACAAGAUCUUGUUGUUGCGAAUGAAGGCACUGACAGUUUGAAUAUUUUCUUACAGACUUGUUAA